Messenger RNA from Macadamia integrifolia, 4751 nucleotides. Its product is annotated as zinc finger CCCH domain-containing protein 54-like. The coding region runs from base 3894 to 4589 and encodes 231 amino acids. The transcript has a single exon. Gene Ontology annotation, molecular function: metal ion binding. Lineage: Eukaryota; Viridiplantae; Streptophyta; Magnoliopsida; Proteales; Proteaceae. The record is from RefSeq and is a predicted model, not a curated record.
CCCCCCCCCCCUUUACCCAAAAAGGGGGGAAAAAAAAUAGAAAACAAAAAACAAAAAAUAAGAAAACAAUAUUUCUGUUGGUUAUACUGGAUUGAUCAGAUGCCUGUUUAUACAAGUAAGCCCUGUUUAUACAAUAAUUUUGAAAACAAUUGGACCCUAGAAAAUACAAAAAAGUUCAAUAUGUGGUGGGAGAUAUAUGGUUGACAAGAACCAGGAAAAUUGGUACUUGGUAGGUCUAUAUUGUUAUAAUACCAAAGCUUAUAAGAUCAACAAUGAAGAGAAGAGACGAAGAUAAAGAAGAAGGAAUCCUACUAAGAGUCUAAGACUAAUUACAAUAGAAAAGCAUAGCUACCUAAAUCUAAUUACAAUAGGAAAUAGCUAUCCAUAGCCUAUCCAUCCAGUGGCUAGAAUGGCCGAGGCUUUUUUCACCUCGCAAAAAACUAUGACACAUGGAUUUGGACAAAUUCAGAAAUCUUGGGUUGAUUCCUCUCAAUAUAUUCCCCUAAAAAAACAAAAGAAAAAAAAAAUUCAAGAAAAUCCAAACAAAUUUAAUGAUAGAAAGAAAAAUUUAGAGUCUUGUUUAGUCCACUAACUAAACAAUUUGAAUGAAAUUACUGAGGAAAGAACAGAGAAAUAGAAGAGAAAUAACUAUAGAAUCCAUUGCUGAAUUUAGUGAAAUAGAACCUGAAUCUUGAAUUAAUCCCCUUAGUGCAAAAAAGAGCAGUAGAGAUAGAGAGAGAUAGAGAGAGAAAGGAACCAUGCAAGAGCAGUAUUUAUAACGUUAUAGUAACCAUGGUUAACACAUUAAGCAAACAUGGAUGAACGUUAAAGUAAUAGAUUAAAGAUGAAACUGAUGAACUCCAUCGACACACGAUUACUGAAAGGUGGUUUUCGUGAAAUUUGCUAAGGAAUAGCUGUGGGGGAAGCAGGUCACACAAAUCACAGCUGGUAGAGGAUACGUUCAGGAGAAUGUAUAGAGAGAGAAAGUUUGUGGGUCAUUUUUCAUUACCAACCCAAUGAUUGAUCCUAAAUUGCUAAUAGUGUGUCAUCAUUUUGACUGACCUGAGAGCAUUUAAGCACCAUUUCAUAAAAUAAACAAAAAAAAAGUAAUACACAACAAAAUAUGAAGGUUAUUCAUCCCCAAACGCCAACAAAUGCCCAAAACCCUAGAUUUGUCCCCUAAACAUAGAAGAUAUCAGGAAUCAGAUGAGGGUUUCAGAUGGGCGUUCACUUAUAAAGGUUCGUCGGCGUGAAUCGAUGUGAAUAUGAGCCUCGUCGGAGUUGUAUGGCUUCUUCUCCACCUAAGUUUGCUUGCAGAGGGGCGAUUUGCAGAGGUCUCGCCUCCACCUUCUCCAAUAGUUAUGUUUUAGGGAUUUGAUUUGAGUGGUUUGGGUAUAUGAGUAUAAAAGGGUAUAAUGGUCCUCUAAUAUUAAGACUAUCUCUACUAAAGGGGUAAUACAGUCUUUUGUUGUAUAAAAGUAAUAGCAUACUCACAGUCAAUGUUAGGGGAGGGAGCGUAAAUCGUUCAAACCCUUGGACCCACAAGUAGUUUCAGCAAACUACAAGGGAAGGGGCAUAAUUUUCCCAAAAAAGAAGAAGAAGAAGAAGACGUAUUAACCUAGGGGUGUCAAUUCCAAGCCUGCACUGGUAGGCCCGACUGAGCCCGACAUGUUUAUGGCCCGACUUGGACCGGCCCGAUUAAUAAACGUGUUGGGCCUAAGCCCGGCAUGCUAUUAAUAGGUAGUACACGGUGCAAGGGGUAAGCCCGAUGGGCCUCCCGACCGGCCCAUUUACAAGCCCGACUCGGAUCGACACGUUUAGCACGACCAUUUAUAUAGGUAUUUUGAUUUUUUUUUUUUAAAGGAUAGAAUAUGGUAUAUAUUGAUAUCUUUAUCAAUUAUUGAAUAUAAUUAAGUGUAAUAUCUUUUCAAAAUUGUUGAUGAUUUGAUAAAAUAAAUUAAAAUAUCUUAAACCUAAGAAAAGUAAAGACUGUUUAAAGCCCGUUUAUGGCUUUAUUGGUACAUUACCCCAUUUAAGGCCCAAUUAUAGCUUGAUUAAGAUAAGCCCGAUUAAAGCCCGGAACCCGACUAAGCCCGACCCAAGACCAACUCAUUUCUUAAAUAGAUAGGUCAUGGUCUGAGGACAUAAGCCCGAUUAGGCCUGACCAAGACCGGCCCGGCCCGACCGAUUGACAUCCCUAUAUUAACCCACACCCUCUUUGUUUGAUGGAAAAAAGUGAGAAGGGAAUAAAAGGGUGUAAUACUUUGAAGGUUUUCUAUAAAAUUUUAAAAAUCAAAGUCGUAUGUUUACAUGUGGUGAUAAAGUAAUAUACAAUAUGCAUUGAAUAUUUUGUCUAUUAAUAUGGCAAGGGAAUUAUUUCAUAAACUCCUUUUCAAAGUCUUAUCAUAUUAAGUAGAAUUUUAUGUUAUUUUAUGGGGAAAAAAUGCUCCUUGGUCAUGUAGUCCAUCAAUGAGCGGGUGCACAUGGGCAUCAACAAGGGUGAACGCAUCAUUUUGCCCUCUUGAAGUCUAAGUGCAGAAAUUAAUUUCAUGACUAGGAAGCGUUCUUUUUGCCUUUAUUUAUUAUUCCAGCUCAUCCUUUUCUACCUUUUUCUUUUUUUGCCUUUGUUUUCCCUUCACCCCAUUACAUAUCGAGUCCGAAUCAGGUCCUCGUACAAGAACCAUUCAUUCUUAUACGGUUGGAAUUCACUUAAUCUCUCUUUUCUUACAAUAGGCCGAGAGUUUGAAUGGAUUCCAGCUGUGAAACAGGUAUGAGAACCUGAUCCAAAAACUCUUACAUGUGAUGCUCGUGACUUUCUCUUUCCCCCCUGCUUCUACACACGAAGAAAGUCCAACUCCUCUCCUCACAUGAUAUUGCCUCUUGAAUCUCACACCUUUCAUGGGGUGUAGGGCGCGAUGAUUGUUUGCCGCAGGUGCGGCGACCAUCAGAUGGCCGAGAUGAUAUCGACACAUGCCUCGAUGUCAUUCCGGCUAUCGGAUGCUCGCCGCACCUCUGCAUCCACGGCAGAGGAUUUUCUUCGUGGGGUGUAUGAGUCUUUUCCUCAUAACCCGGACAGCAGUAGUAACUGAAAGUCUAAUCAAUAAAGAAAUGGCUUCCUUCGCUCCCUACUCUCAUAGGACCCACUUUAGAAUGUGGAAGCCACACCAUAAGUGGGUGAGUUUACCAUGUGAGGAGAGGAUCGUCCAUGGAACCCUUUUUUUUUUCCCCCUGCACAUAGUUCUCAACGCAAACGCAUGCAGUUCUGUUUACUACAAAACUAACCAUCUGAAGCGAGAAAGAACAAUAGAUGUAACCGGGCCCUUUGCCUCUUGGCUCUUACACAUGAAUAUCAAGAACUGGGCUUUGCCACGCUUGGAAAAAGUGAACCACCAAUCUUUGUCUCUCUAUAGAUUCUCCUGAACCUAUCCUCUACCACCAAUGUUCUGUGUAACCUGUUUCCCCCCUCUGCUAUUCUUUAGCAAAAUUUCAUGAAAACCACCUUCCAGUAACCGUGUGUCCAUAGAGUUCAUCAGUUGCAUCUUUAAUCUACUAAUUUAACGUUUAUCCAUGUUUGCUUAAUGCAUUAACCAUGGUUUCUAUAACGUUAUAAAUACUGCUCUUGCAUAGUUCCUUUCUCUCUCUGUCUCUCUCUAUCUCUAGUGCACUCUUUGCACUAAAGGAUUAAUUCAAGAUUCAGGUUUUGUUUCACUUAAUUCAUUUCAGCCAUGGAUUCUAUAGUUAUUUCCCGUCUGUUUCUCUAUUAUUUCCUCAGUAAUUUCAUUAAAAUUGCUUAGUUAUUGUACUAAACAAGACUUUAAAUUGUUUCUUUAUAUCAUUAAAUCUGUUCGGAUUUUCUUGAUUUUUGGAGAAUUUUUAUUUUCUGAGGGGUGAAGAUGUUCAAGGGAAUCAACCACCCAGGAUUUCUGAAUUUGCCCAACCCGGAAGCAAAUCACUCAACAGAUUGGACUGAGUCAAUGUGUCAUUCGGACGAUUUCCGCAUGUAUGUCUUCAAGAUCAAGAAAUGUCCAAGAACCAGAAGCCAUGACUGGACCUCUUGCCCAUUCGCACACCGUGGCGAGAAGGCGUGGCGUCGUGAUCCAUGUAGAUUCAACUACGCUGCCAUUGCAUGCCCUGAGUUCCGAAAUGGGAAGUGUCCGAAAGGCGACUCAUGCGAGUUCGCUCAUGGGAUAUUCGAGUUCUGGCUCCAUCCUGCAAAGUACCGUACGCGUUCAUGUAAUGCCGGAAAGUAUUGCCAGAGAAAGGUGUGCUUCUUUGCACAUGCACCGGAACAGCUCAGGUCGGCGUGGAAACAGAAGCGUCGUUACAGGGUUCGCUUGGGUGGAGGAACGGAGAACACGAGUUGUGGAUUUGUUGGUGAAGAGAGUAGUACUGGAUCGAGCUCACCACCUGCAACUAUGGGGAUGAGAGAUGGAAUUUUGAAGGAAGAUUGGGAUGUUUCGGAAAAAUUGGGGAUGUUCAAGAUUAAAGAUAAGGAGGAGAAGGAAGACGAUACAGGGGAAGGGAGUAUCGGUAAUGGUGACGUACCGGAUUUCCCUAGUAUUGAUUGGAUUACAGAGCUGGUGAACUGAAGGUGAGAUGUGAGAGAAGCAUAUCCGGGAAUUUAUUCUGCAUGAAUGGCGUCUCUCUUUCUCUCUAGAUUUGUAUGUCAAAGAGAAAAGAAAUAAAAAUAACAUGUGUGUACCUACUGCCAAAUCUUAAGAAAUAUAUGCCAAUGAUUCUCUCAUGGUCUC